CACCAACUCUACUAACCCGCCAGCCCGCACCUUGACAAUACACUGAUAUAUAUCUCUACUACAUCCUCACUCAUACACUUCACUAGAGCUCAUUUGGUUCAUUGAUUUCGACACAGCCAUCCUGCACCUUGACAAUGGACGAGAUCUGCGGGUGUAUAUGUAGCCGGUUCUUGGCUUAAAAGGCGGGGCUUCGCUCUUGCUUCUCGUCCGGCUCUGCUUCUUGGCCUUUCCCUUUCAACCCUCGCUUCUCACGAAUAGGACACAAUGACAUCCACGGCCGUGCAAGACCAAGUAGACGAUGUAGAGUCGUUUUUUGACCCGGCCGUAUGUGCUGCGCUCUACAACCGUAUCAUUCACAUCGGCUUCGAGGGGAGCCAAUGUGGCCAACGAGGUGACCGUCUCGCCAAGAACUGGUUUCACGCCUGGCGGAAUGAUCCACACGUGCACAAAUGUCGUGAGACUUUCCCAGAGAUCCUCACCUCCUUCCUGGAGCAAAUCGAGGUAAUCAUUGAUCAAGAUGGUCAUCCAAAACACCAUGCCUUCGUGCAGCACCUUCAAGUGGUCUCCUCCCCGACACGGACGCUGGCUCUGGGACCGGGCUCGAGCUGGAUGGAAAUCGAUGACUGCAUUCUUCUCUUUCGAAAUAAUCUUUACUGUUUGACCGACUGUCCAGGGGUACUGAUGGACCUGUCGGACCUAAUGGUCUGCUAUCUCCCCUCAAUCUAUGAUUUUAACCCUGACAAUCCGGAAGCGUCGUCUUGGUAUCCGCUUCGAGUGCUUCUUGAACGACUGAAUGCCAUUAUCGAGGUGGGAAAGUACCGCCCUGUCCCCUAUGGCAGUGCGCAAGACGGCUAUAAACCUUUAAGUCCUGAUAUUCUAUGUUGGGAAGUCGUGCCCUGGACAGAUCCUUUUCUGAAACAAACCCUGGAUGCUUAUAACGCUCUUGUCGAAGCAAUAACCGCACGUCUUCCAUUUCCGACUGAGGACCAGCGACCACCUCUAGCGACAGACGAAUUCCUCAGCGCAGAAGUCAAAGGAUUUCCGCGCGCCUUUCUCCUCUCCGCCUCUAAGCCCUCCUUCCAAUUCAUUGCGCCGGGGUUGACGAUAUAUGAUGUGAAUCAACCACCGCCGCUCCCGAGAGCCGAUUCCACAACGAACGAUUAUGACGCGCCCUCCAUGCAUUAUACAGAAGCAUUCCACGACCCGUUAAUCCUCUUCCCGGCCGUGGGGUAUAUCAAGGAGGGGGCCGGGCUCUGGAUUUGUCCUGAUGAAGGAUGGGCUGAUACGGCCAGACUGGUCCUACCAUAUGUAUUAUCGUCCUAUCCAGACCAUACAGGAGAGCAGGUCACCCGGCCAUCUGCAACUCAGUUGUGGCAGCAAGGGGAAUGUCCAUUCUAUGUGGACCACUCGACUCGGUUAGGCACGAUGUUAAACCAGUGGCGCGUACUAGUCGAGGAAGGGAUGUGGACGGUCGGGGCGAACGGGGUGGAGGGUGGAGUGGAGUUUUAUCGUCAGGCUGAGGAUGUUGAUAAGGCGGGCUGGUUCUGUUUAAUGGAUGACUGUUUUGAUCUCAGUGAGAUUGCCUUUCGUUAUUAAAGGCCCUGUCUCUUCGGAAUGCAUCACAUGGUUUGGUGUGGUACGAGCGCGGGCUUUGCGGUCCCGAAUGUCAACUUUCCCCCCCAGGGAUCUAGGAUAGGGCUCGAUAUCACCGGUCAGCUGGCUGCGACUCACAGUGGUUCCGGGAGGGUGAGCUGCGUUCCAAUUUAUGGCACAACAUAUGUUUCGGUUGAAUGCUGAAACUGCUGCAGAGUUCAUUAGUGGUUCUUGGGCUUUGUGAGAGAAUGCCGAGCCGCCUUCUAAACUUGGGGUAGUGGUGUUACCAUCAGCAGGCUGCGUACGCUGUAUGCUUUGUUAUUUCUGGCAGGGUAAGCCUGUGUAACAAAUGCCACUUGAUUUCUACAUGAAUAUGGUCAACACCU
Aspergillus steynii IBT 23096 is the source of this 1979-nucleotide messenger RNA. RefSeq lists its product as uncharacterized. The transcript has a single exon. Bases 265 to 1596 code for a protein of 443 amino acids. The record is from RefSeq and is a predicted model, not a curated record. Lineage: Eukaryota; Fungi; Ascomycota; Eurotiomycetes; Eurotiales; Aspergillaceae.